CUCGCCGUUCUCCGUUGUCGCCCUUCCUCUUCUCUCCCAUACAUCAUCAUCCUCGUAGGAAACGGGCGGAAACUGGCUCCGCCAACGCCCCGAACAGCAGGGUGCAACCCUACAUGAGCAACGGUUCUCCUUCCGCCUACCUCUUGUGGGCCCUGUUAUCCACUUCCGUGCGUUGCUUGUUUCGCGUAUCGCGUGCGAGUCCCGGUUUCUUAUCCUCCCAUCUGGCGCGCCUCUAGUUCUUCACAUUCAUGCUUGUGCACCUAUGGAACUACGACAAAUUCCAAUGUCUGAGAUGGGACUCGGGACGACAGCCAGGCGCUUUCAAACGGGUCAUGACCUAUUCCUACUCCAUUACGCUACCACUCUUGAUGUUGUAUUCGGUGGCCAUGGCGGUUCUCAAGUAUAAAGAGGGGUACAUAAUGCUCGAAGAUGGCACUAUUUGUCCCCGGGUAUUCGAGGAUUGGCAGCACGAACAUCUUCGGUGGAUCUUACCCCUCUACUUUGUUCUCAGUAUCGCCUGGUCGCUGGAGCUGAUCACGCAUCUGGAAGAGCUCACAUUCUGGCUCUUCCUCCUACACCAGGGACCGCGCAAACGUGAUUGGUUCAACUGCUGGGAAUUCCGGGCGUGGUACUGUGGAAGUAUAGUUGCCGUUCUGGGGAUGCCCUUGACCACGCUUGUCAAACGGGCUGAUUUGGACCUGACCUUGCCAUGGAUCUUUGUCGCUGGCGGUUCUGCUGGAACGUUCACCACGAUCUGCUUCAUCUACGUGCUUGUGACCUUCCCUCCAUUCAUUCGUAGUGUCAAGAUCGAAGGUGCUGAACCGGACGUUGUUGUGCGACUGACGAGUUUUUACCAUCUCAAUUGCAUUCGUGUCAUCUUCCGAUUUCUUUUCACUGUUCCCUUGACAAUUCUUGGGUUCGAUGGGUUACUUGAUUCUUCACUUUCAGUGGUGUCUAGUCCAUUUUGGUCUGAUAUCCUAUUGAUGACUGGAGGAAUUGGUGCUUUCGUCUCAUCUGCAAUCACACUGCUGGCAAGUCUCCAGGUACUAUUGCGAUCGCUUUCUCACGGCCACUGCAGGUCUUUUUUCCGCGGUCGACCACAACUGAGGUUGGGUAUCAGGCACAAGAUCCUGGCAAACGUCGGGACGGUGCUUCGACUCCUCUUCCGGAUUACGAACAUCAACCCCCUUCUCGACAGCCAUCCCAAAAAGCUCUUUCGUCUAUCCAAACUCAUAUGCCAAAUACCCAUAUUCAAUCCCAAGGGGAUAUCGACUUGACUGCCGAUCCGGUCUCGCCUCACCGCUCUUAUGCCCCAUCUGGUUCUCGAUCUGAUGACACCGUAUGGGAUGGUACACCCAAGCCUGGUCCCUCUCGACGUUCAGCUUUUGCCUUCGACGGCGCUCCCAUUUAUGUCGAAGAAGCCUCUUCCACUUCAUCAUAUCCCGUUGUCCAUCCUUAUGCACGUCGCUCGUUCUCCAUAUUUGCACAACACUGACAGAGAACAGGUUAUGCAUUUCACCUCACCUAUCGAUCUCUCCGAAGAAACAUCCUCUUGACAGAAGGGAUGCAAAUACAAUGACCGCCUUACGACAGCUUCUGCUCGUGCUUUUCGCUUCUAGGUCUCUACAUGCUAGGAACACCCUCAUCUUACCUUAUCUUUGCUGGGAGCGGGAGUUAUUUUAUCUAAUGGUAUUUCUGUACUCAGUAGCGACCAUGUAACCGGACAGAGAAUGUACUAUAGUCAAAAGCUUUUUCAUCGUCAAAACAGCGCAUGGUAGUGGUCAAAUGAAAUAUAGACUGUCAGCGCUUUCCGCCAUCAAAUCUCCCCCAAGGUUAUCCACAUCUCUGCAACUGAGCCCGACAGACUUCACCGUCAGUGCGAGACUUGUGCGUAUGAACAGUCCCUACAUCGCAUCCACGGUGAACAUCGCAGAGCUGGACUCCCAAGCAAUGCGCCACAACCUGUUACGGGACUACGGCUCGGCCAAGGAGAACGCUGCAGAGGUCGUCCUCAGGCCCUGACGGACGCCGUUUCCGAGCUCGAUUCAUCUUGCCGUACAUUCGUUCGUCCUCGGUACAUCCUGGGCAGUGGGUGAGUCUUAUGGGGUCACGUCGCUGUCUCGUCCGCGCUCAACAGAUCCGUGGAUAAGCUUUUAAGGUAGAGCCGCCCGCAAGUGUCGAGCGGGACCGACGACCGCGCUCCACCAUCGUUGCAGCUGUUGAGCCAUUUCGUUCAGCGGACAAUGGGAGGGAUCGUGUUUGAGGCAAAAGACGCGACGUCGUCACUCCGGCUUUGGGCUCUUCCAUUCUAGCAUACGCUCGCACGUGCGCAUUGUCCCGGUCCGCGGGAGCAAAUCGCUGAGCCACCCUGAAUAGGAUACCAGCGGACAGCCUGGAGCUGCCACGCUACAGCGACUGAGGACUGCAAAAUGCGGUGUCUGCAAGUUCGGGACAUUGGAGGGAAGAAGGAAGUUUCGGAACGAGAUGGAAGGGGGGUUACGGUACGUUCCCACAGGCUCGACUGACGUGGAUACCUCGGAUGCGGGUCACUCCCUUUGUUUAAAGGCCACAUACAUCAUCGCUCUCCCAGUCCACUUUCUCGUCGAUAUAAGGAGCGCGCGUUCAAGGAGUCAAGUCGUGACCGAGGAAGAGAUUCGCGAAGCAUUUGAUCUGCUGAUCACAACGACCACACGCGACACCGCCAUCUGGUCUCCACCUUGCUCUUGUCUCGGUGCUUCCAUCGUCUUUCUCUUUCGUUUUCUGCCCUUUUUACGUUCAACCCUUCAUUCCUCCUUCGAUCCGAUUCCGGGAGCUUCCAUUUGCGCAGUGCAGCUCGGUUUAAAGCGACGACCAGACGUGUCUCCAGAGCUGUUGCCAGGCCCCAUGUCCAACUCCAAUACCGCUGGAUCAGCUAUGACUCCCGCUGAGUCUAUUUCCGGAAAACCUACAAAGCAGCCCUCCUCUCCGCUCAAUCCCACACGCACCCCCGCCAACUCCCUUCCUCCAUCCAGUGCCGCUCCGUCACUGCCUAUUCCCCCUGCUGCGCGACCCCGGGGACACUCUUUUUCCUCCGUGUCAGCCGGAGACGCGAUGACGCGGUCUGGUUCAUCAUCACCGCAGCGCGCUGGCAGUCCAUCCUACGCUCAGCAACGGAUGGGGCUGGGAACCAUGGGCGCUAGCACAAGCACGAUCCACGUCGCACUUACUUCCCCAUCAACGGGCGUCUCCCAAUCGUAUCCCCCGCCGCCGAUCUCGGCCACGCGUUCGAGAUCGCGUUCUCCGGCCGGGGAUCGCGUGGUGGCCAGCAUGAUCCUCGAGAACCCGGCAACACCGCCGAACGCGCCGCCUGUGACGUGGUGGGGCCGCAACAUACCGUCUGACAGGCCCUGGAGAGAUCCUGCCUCACCUGUUUCGUCAAUUCAUUCGUCACCGUCGGGUAGUCCACGACCAGGUCCUGCCAAACUUCGCCGCCAACCGCCCCUGCUGAAGGCGAGAGAAGAGUCGGAUGAUGAGUUCGAGACGUUGGCGGGGCGCCCUGCUUUGACGAGGAGAACGACUGUUCCCAGGGAACAGACGCAAGGCUGGGAACGGACCCGUGUGCGCGUCACUGAAGCUUUGAAUGGUCUGAUUCCCGUAACACUUCUUGCCGCACACGAACUCCUUGUUAUUAGCACAGAUGUGCUCAAGUUCGCCCCAGUCCCCGGACUGGAAAUCGCGGCACAUUUGUUGCUGAACAUAUGGGACAACGUUCAGAGCGUCGAUAUGAAUCGCUUGGCGUGUCUGCGCCUCGCAGAACGUUGCGCGAAUCUGUUGAUAUCGAUUCUGCAGGAGGUGCACGACAUGGGCGAUAAAGUUGAGGCGGAGGUUGAGAAACCUUUGCGCAGGUUGGAAGAAGCAUUCACACAAGUCCGGGAUUUCCUGGUCAAGCAAGCUCAUCGCCCGUUCCUCAAGCGCUAUCUGAAGCGGACCGAGACCUUGACAGAGCUUGCCAAUUGUGAUAUUUCUCUAACUGAUGCGCUUUCAAUGUUCUCCUUGUCUGUGCAAAUGCGCAUCUUCAAGCAAGCCAAGGACACAGAAGAACGGCUUGAACACGACAACAAGGCCGUUCUCGAAGCCAUUGCCCGAGCUCAGCAGCAUAUGGGGUUGGGCUCCCCGGCGGAUCCGCAGGCGACCCCGCGGCAAAUCGCGGUUGAACUGCCGAUGGAUCGGGAGGAAGCGCUCGAGACGCUCCGAAAUCUGCACACAACCCAAAAUACGCUGGACUUUGCGCACGAUACCGCGGACUUGCGUGCGCUGCUGCGGGAUGCAUUGGCUCAGGGCGACGAUGCCGAGAUGCUGCGGGUGCUCCAGGUUGGCCGGGCUGAGAUGCCGGAGGCGCUCAAGGCGAUGCAGCGCGCGCUGGAGCGUGUGGCCGUGGCUCCGCCCUCGCCGGCUGCUCAGCUGCCGGUCUCCUCGAGCUCAGGCGUCGAGCUGCAACGAACGGGCACUCUUUCCAGCUCUCAUAGCAGCGAAAGCAGCGGAGGCCUGGGAGCUGUGCGGGACACUCUCGACCGCGAGUUCAUCGAGACGGGAAUUGACGCGUUGCGACGGAUGAGCAAAGGCGGGCAGCUGCUGCCCAGCUGGACGAUCACGCGAUACGAGGUCGACCGGGAUGUCAAGAUCGGGAUCGGGUUCUUCAGCGAUGUCUACAAAGGCACGUGGCGCGGCCGCAUUGUCGCCAUCAAGUGUCUGGCCGAGACCACGCCACGAGAGCUGUUCGUCCGAGAGGUCAACAUCUGGAAGACGCUCAAGCACCCGAAUGUGCUGGAACUGUACGGCGCCAGCGGGGCGAGUGGGGACGGCCCUUGGUUCUUUGUUUGUCCGUAUAUGCGGUUUGGCAGCUUGAGCGGGUUUCUGCGUCGUGUGGCUCAGCAGGGCGACGUCGCCAAAACGGGACGCGAGGGCGAUCUGUUGAGGUUCAUGCAUGAGGUGGCCAAGGGAAUGGAGUAUCUGCAUGCGAAAGGUGUCUUGCAUGGAGAUCUCAAGGCUGCAAACGUGCUCGUCGAUGAUCGCAUCCACUGCCUCGUUUCAGAUUUCGGCCAAAGUGAGAUGAAGUCGGAGGCAUAUCGGUUGAGCGGAAAUGCUCCGCCUCGCGGCACACUGCGAUGGCAGGCGCCAGAGCUCAUGCUUGGUUCGAGCGAUCUGACACCCGAGAUGGACGUGUACUCGUAUGCCAUGUGCUGCGUCGAGAUCCUGUCGAUGGGUCGGCUUCCCUGGCCCCUGAUGUCGGAUGACCAAGUGCGCAACUUUGUCCUCAAAGACAAGGCUCGUCCGAAGGUCCCAGUGACCCGAUUCGAUAGCCCAGCUCUGCACGACCUCCUCAGUGCUUGCUGGCACGACAAUGCAUCGUUCCGGCCCACGUUUGAAAAGAUCGUCAAGGAAUCAAAGCAGCUGAGGCGGGAUGCGGAGCUGCCUGUCGAGGGCUUCGACGAACUGGCUUCCCCGCCCGUUUCACCUGGCGCACAAGCACCAGAAUGGCAAGAGAUGGAGCGUGCGCACCCUUCACCCGACAUGCACCCGGUCCCACUUCCAAAGACACCGCCGAUGGACAUCCCGUUCCCUGUGUCCCCAGCGCGGUCUCCGGAGCUGGCGUCGUCGGAAGAGUCGUAUCAUACGGUGUCGCAGACGCCGUUGUUUACCCAUUAUGAGGAUACUGUCUCGGACGUUCCAGAGCCAGUGGUCUACACUGCCAGCUCCAGUCGAGCCUCUUCGAUCUUCACACCGAGCACCAAGAGCUCGUCGGCGGAGGAUCUUGUAGGAAUCCUGGAUUUCAGUGGCUACGAGUCACCACUGCCCCACAAUGAGCAGAAUUUGGCACUGCGGAACGAGCGACGGUACAGAUUGCUGCUGACGCACGAGUUCCAUCCUUCAUUGACACUCCCGCUGUGGUCGCCCUCUUCGGUCGCUGUGGGGGCCGUCGGCUAUCUGGCCAAGCCCAGUGGAUCCUUCGUGACGUUGUUGAACUGUUUCUAUCCCGACAAAGGCAAGCAUGCGGACAUGAACCUGCCCUCCGUCUACGGAUAUGGGCGAGUCACGACCGGAAACCAGCGCCAGGACAAGCGGACCGCUGCGCAGCGAGGGUUGGAUGCCAUCGCCGGCUUCCUCACGUUCAAAUCCAAGUCUACGCCGGGCGAUCUGCCCGUGAGCCGGACCAUCAACCGCCGCUACGGCUAUCCGCUGCGCACGGGACACAAGAGUGCAUAUCUGUGCACGGAGACGACGACGUAUCGGUACAUCGAGAACCUCGACGCACCGAAGAAAUGGUUCAAGUCGAACGCCGACACCAUUCUGCAGCACGUGCGGCCCGAGCACGGCAUCCAGAAGGAGGAUCUGUUCCUGGUCAUCGGGACGCUGGACUCGCCGGACCACGCGCUGUUCGUGUCGCACAACCACCCCGACGGCCAGGCGCACUUCAAUGUCUUUGCGACGCCGAAGAACGGCCAGCCGUGGGGCAGCUUCACGACGGACGCGGAGACGGAGCUCGCCGGGCCCGCCUACCACGAGCCCAUCCACGGGACACCGCUCUCGGCGUGCAAGAUAUCGGACACCGGCGAUCCGUGGAAGACGGUGCUCCUGGCGCGGCUGAGGUUCAAGCCGGAUGUCGCAGAACCCACCUCUCUUUGAACCAGUCUCUCUCGCAUGUCGGACAUCUACAAUCAGCAUUUACGGAAGCAAUGUACUUUUACUUUACCUACUGGACUGAAAUUUACGACCUUUUGCACGUGACUGAGAUUGUUCCUUCCUCCUCCCACUGGCGCUGCUCAGGGAACUUGCGCGUUCUGGCCUUAUGCGUCUGUCGAAACACGAAUGCAGGAAGAUUGCAGGACGACGCGAAAGGCAGGAAGGGAUAGCGCCGAGCACAAUGUCCUCACCCGCGCAGCGUCGAGCAUGUAGCCUACUUUGUUGGGUUGUCCGCUACCCGUCUCGGGAAUCCCAAUCGUGGGGGCCAAUUUCCGGGCCACUAGCACAAUUGGCUUGCUAAUUGGCUACUGGCUAUAGACCUCCGGUCCUCGAUCCUGGGCGUGG
Molecule: messenger RNA, 7065 nt
Organism: Mycena citricolor
Lineage: Eukaryota; Fungi; Basidiomycota; Agaricomycetes; Agaricales; Mycenaceae
Source: the annotation of a GenBank genome assembly